Messenger RNA from Haemonchus placei, 1047 nucleotides. NCBI's taxonomy places the organism in Eukaryota, Metazoa, Nematoda, Chromadorea, Rhabditida, Trichostrongylidae. The record is from the annotation of a GenBank genome assembly.
AUGGUUUGCUAUCGUCGAUGGGGACAUAAUGAGUUGGAUGAUCCAUCCUUCACGCAGCCGAUUAUGUAUAGGGUAAUAGAGAGUCGUGAAUCGGUGCCGAGACAGUAUGCUGACGAGUUAAUAAACCAAGGCUUGCUCACAGAAGAUGAAGUCAAGCAAGAGAAGGAUGUGCACACUGCCAAACUUAUGGAGUCAUUCAAAGCUACUGAUUCGGCCCCACCUGUAGCGAAGCUACUGGAAGGCAACUGGAAAGGCUUCGUGCAGGCUCCACCUUACAUACAGAAGUGGGACACCGGUUGUGACACGAAUCUGCUGAAAUACAUCGGAGCUGCCUCAGUCAAAGUACCGGAAGGUUUUAAUGUACAUCCUCAUCUCCAGAAAACUCAUUGUGAAGCUCGGAUCCAGAAAAUGAUCUCUGGGGAAGGUAUCGACUGGGGUACUGCCGAGUCACUGGCUUUUGGGUCGCUAAUGUUAGAAGGAAACGACGUUCGUAUCAGUGGUCAAGAUGUUGGUCGAGCAACUUUCAGCUUUCGACAUGCAAUGCUCGUGGACAAUAAGUCUGAUCUGACUCACAUACCUCUCAAUUUCAUUUCCGAUGACCAGAAAGGAUAUCUUGAGGUAGCGAAUAACCUCUUGUCGGAGGAAGCUAUUCUCGGUUAUGAAUUUGGCUUCUCUCUCGAUCAUCCACGGCGGUUGUGCAUAUGGGAAGCUCAGUUUGGUGAUUUCUUCAAUGGCGCCCAAAUUAUCAUUGAUACAUUCCUGGCCAGUGCUGAAGGCAAAUGGUUGACUCAAUCUGGUCUGACUUUGCUUUUACCUCACGGAAUCGAUGGAGCCGGACCCGAACACAGCACGUGUCGAAUGGAGAGAUUCUUGCAACUAUGUGAUUCCCGUGAAGAUCAAGUGCCGGUUGAUGGUGAAAAUGUGAAUAUGCGGGUGGCUAACCCCACGACGUCAGCACAGUACUUCCAUCUUCUUCGGAGGCAGCGUAUGUUCUAUCUCAUUUUCGAUUCCAGUUCUGUUGGUGCUUUUGUUCAAUAUCAUGAAUAG